AUGGUCGCCAUCAAAGUCCAUCUUCUGAUGGCAGUAAACGGCGUUCUAUGCUUUAUCGGAGCUAUCGUCAAUUUUCUAGUAGUAUUCGUCGUUUUGAAAAAUCGCCAAAUGCGCGACGAACUCAAUUUACUCAUGGCAAGUUUAUCCAUAGCUGAUUUGAUCGUAUGCCUGGUAGCCCAACCGAUGUACAUUGUCAUUCUGGGCACAGAGACCGGCGCUGGGUUUAAAUACGCCUUCGAAUUGACAGCUUUCAUCGGUGUUCAUGCGUCCUUCAAUAGCCUCACCGGAAUCACAAUAAACAGAAUGGCUGUGUUACUCAACCCGUUCUCCUACACAAUGUCUCAUCAUCGCACAAGGUUGUAUGCAAGCAUCCUUGGUGGUAUUUGGGGUUGUUCCAUUAUUCUUGCCUACUUUUUUACCACCGACAGUGGACGAAAAGUAACCCCUCACGUCCAUACUUUCAUGUUCGCUUUAUUUAUCUUCACUUAUGCCUAUAUCUUCUGGGUAGCUCGCAAGCAGGUGCGCAAGAUUUCGUCUCAAGUGCAAUCCGUCUCCUUCAACCACAAAGCUGCUACUAAGAUCAAGAGCGAAAAUAGUGCGGCCAAAACUUCAGCAAUCCUCGUAAGUGCCUCGUUGAUAUGUUUCUUCCCUGAUAUCGUUUUUGACUGGAUGAAAAUUGUUGACAAGAUGAGGUUUGACUGGGCGUUUACUCUCUUGUUCUUAAGUUCAUCGAUGAAUCCCUGUAUUUACGUAGGGAGAAGCGGGAGCUUUCGCCUCGCACUAUUGCGAACAAUACGCUGCAUUCCCGUUUUAAGGGAUCACAUUGUUUCAUCUAAUCGGGUACAUCCAAUUGGUUUUGACAGUACUCAUAGAUCUAAAGCAGGAGCAUCGAGGAAAGAAAAGGAGAGCAGUGUAAGAGGGCAAGCCAAUGGCAGUCUUGUGGAAAUUGAUUAA
Stylophora pistillata is the source of this 954-nucleotide messenger RNA. Its product is annotated as neuromedin-U receptor 2-like. Gene Ontology annotation, cellular component: membrane. Gene Ontology annotation, biological process: G protein-coupled receptor signaling pathway. Gene Ontology annotation, molecular function: G protein-coupled receptor activity. NCBI's taxonomy places the organism in Eukaryota, Metazoa, Cnidaria, Anthozoa, Scleractinia, Pocilloporidae. The record is from RefSeq and is a predicted model, not a curated record.